UCUCUUUGUUUUCGUAACUUAUGAUUGAACAAUAUCAGCCGACGACUGACCUAUCAAACGAAAAUGGCUGCUGUUUUUAACCUUCGUCCCAAAAUUCUGGGAAGUGCAAGGUUAUUAGUUCAAAAUAAAGGAAUUUUGCAGCUUUUCAAUCCUCAUCGUUGUGCUUCUGAGAAAUGGUACCCAGAUGUGGAGUUCAUGAAGGAGCAGGAAGGGAUCUUCCUCACAAAUGAUGAAGAAUUGAAAAAAUGGAAAGUAAAAAGUUGGGCCAACAAAUUUCCCUAUCCAGAGAAGACGGUGAAGAACUUGGCUCUCAACUUUGGACCACAGCACCCGGCAGCCCAUGGAGUGUUGCGACUAGUUCUAGAGCUGGAUGGAGAGAAUGUUCUGAGGGCUGACCCACACAUCGGACUGUUGCAUCGUGGAACAGAGAAACUGAUAGAGUACAAGACGUACACACAAGCGCUCCCGUACUUUGACCGUCUGGACUACGUCUCCAUGAUGUGUAAUGAGCAGUGUUACUCUCUAGCCGUUGAGAAACUCCUGAACAUCGAUAUUCCCCUCCGUGCAAAAUAUAUCCGCACUCUGUUUGCGGAACUAACUAGGAUAUUGAACCACAUUAUGGCCGUUGGCACUCAUGCUCUUGACAUUGGAGCUAUGACACCUUUCUUCUGGCUAUUCGAGGAACGAGAGAAGAUUAUGGAGUUCUAUGAACGAGUAUCAGGAGCGCGGAUGCACGCUGCUUACGUUCGACCUGGAGGAGUCAGCCUGGACCUCCCUCUGGGAUUGCUGGAGGACAUUUAUCACUUUUCCUCUAAGUUUGGAGAACGGCUGGACGAGACAGAGGAUCUGCUAACAUCCAACAGGCUGUGGAUCCAGCGGACACAGGACAUCGGUGUGGUCAGUGCCGAGGAUGCCCUCAACCUAGGCUUCAGUGGAGUAAUGUUGCGAGGUUCCGGCAUCAAGUGGGAUUUACGUAAGUCCCAACCAUACGAUGCCUACGAUUUGGUGGAGUUCGAUGUGCCCGUUGGUUCCAAGGGAGAUUGCUACGACAGGUACCUGUGCAGAGUUGAGGAGAUGAGACAGUCGCUGAGGAUCAUUGAACAAUGUAUCAACAAAAUGCCACCAGGAGAAGUCAGGACGGAUGACAUGAAGGUGUGCAACCCAUCAAGAGCUGAGAUGAAGACAUCAAUGGAAGCUCUGAUUCAUCACUUCAAACUGUUCACACAAGGCUACCCAGUGCCUCCUGGUGCCACCUACACAGCUGUUGAGGCACCCAAGGGAGAGUUCGGAGUGUAUCUGGUGUCUGAUGGCAGCUCCAGGCCGUACCGGUGCAAAAUCAAGGCCCCAGGAUUCGCUCACCUCGCGGCCUUGGAGAAGGUGGGAAAGGGUCACAUGCUGGCAGAUAUCGUAGCCAUCAUCGGUACAUUGGAUGUUGUAUUUGGUGAGAUUGACCGUUAGAUGUCAUAUAUGACUCCACUCAUGAAAUAAAGUUAUCUGUUUAGUAAGUAAUGUUUAUUGUAUAUUCCUUUUGUAAAUAUUUAAAGCCACCUUGGAUUUUUCUUUGUAAAUACUAAUUUUACCUAUUCUACAUAAAAUGUGUAUCAGGUUAUUUAAUUAAACAGUAUACUCCAAAACUAUA
This is a messenger RNA of Homalodisca vitripennis (glassy-winged sharpshooter), 1639 nucleotides long. RefSeq names its product NADH-ubiquinone oxidoreductase 49 kDa subunit-like. Gene Ontology annotation, biological process: mitochondrial electron transport, NADH to ubiquinone. Gene Ontology annotation, molecular function: quinone binding; NADH dehydrogenase (ubiquinone) activity; NAD binding. The record is from RefSeq and is a predicted model, not a curated record. NCBI's taxonomy places the organism in Eukaryota, Metazoa, Arthropoda, Insecta, Hemiptera, Cicadellidae. The coding region runs from base 64 to 1458 and encodes 464 amino acids. The transcript is spliced from 11 exons.